ACUAAUUUGAAUGUUAGUUUGUUGUUGGGGAGGAAUCAGACAAAAAACAGGGAGUCUUUGAUUUUCCUUUUGUUUUUAGGGAAAAUAAAGCAAGAAGUCAUAGAGAAAGUAAAUUGAAGAUUGGUUUUUUUCAUUGUUUUCUUCAUUUGGGUACUCAUGAUUGAUUCAAUUUAGUGGUUUUUCUCAUCUGGGGAAUCAUGAUUUCUCUGAGUAUGCUGAUUUGGAGAGGAAUUGCAUUGUAGGGGAAUUGCAUUGUAGAGGAUAAUGAGCAAGGAACAUAGCAGCAUGGUGAGGGCGUGGGAGGCCACGGUGAGGAAAACCCAAGCGGCCAAAAAGCGUGCCAACAACAUUUUCGCAACGAUAUCAGUGGCACAUGCCGACGACGACAAUGAUGUUGAUGAGAAAAUCGUGGGCAGCACUGGGGAGCCGUACCAUGCGGAGAAAAUUUUGCCAAAUGGGGAUUACUAUACAGGGCAGUGGUAUGAUAAUUUCCCCAAUGGACAUGGGAAGUACCUUUGGACGGAUGGCUGUAUGUACAUUGGAGAGUGGUAUAAGGGGAAGACAAUGGGGAAAGGGCGGUUCACUUGGCCGUCUGGCGCUACCUAUGAGGGGGAAUUUAAGAGUGGGUACAUGGAUGGAACAGGCACCUACACAGGACCAUCUGGGGAUAGUUAUAAGGGUCAAUGGGUGAUGAACUUGAAACAUGGACAAGGUGCGAAGAAUUAUACUAAUGGGGAUAGCUACGAUGGGGAAUGGCGGCGAGGGUUGCAGGAAGGAAUUGGGAAAUAUCAAUGGAGUGAUGGGAAUAAUUAUAGUGGAGAAUGGAAGAAUGGGGUAAUUCAUGGAAGGGGGACAUUUGUGUGGAGGAAUGGGAAUAGGUAUGAUGGGUAUUGGGAAGAUGGGGUUCCAAAAGGGAAUGGAACAUACAAAUGGCCAGAUGGGGGUUUCUAUGUGGGGAAUUGGAGUAAGGAUCCUACUGAACAGAAUGGAACAUAUUACCCUUCCUCCUCAGGGUCCUCCCUAGGUGGGAACUUAGAAUGGAGCCCUCAAGAUGUGUAUAAUGUUGAAUUAGUCGAUUGCCGGGUUUGUCCACUGGAGAAGGUUUUAAUCCUGCCAUCACAGAAGAAGCUAGCAGUCUGGAAUUCGACAAAGGGAAUGGAGAAGCCUAGGAGGAUGUCAGAUGAUGGCAGGGUUAGCGUGGGAGUGGAGAGAGCAUUUGAAAAAAUGAGUUUGCAUCAUGAUGAUAACAACCCCAAGUUUAAUGUUGGCAAGCCCUUGAGAAUGCCGAAGCCAGGAAAGAGACAAGGAGAAACAAUCUCCAAAGGACACAAGAAUUAUGAUCUUAUGCUCAAUUUGCAGCUAGGUAUCAGGCAUUCAGUUGGAAGACCUGCUCCAGCUACAUCUCUUGAUUUAAAGGCUUCAGCUUUUGAUCCCAAGGAAAAAAUAUGGACAAGAUUUCCUCCUGAAGGAACAAAAUACACACCACCACACCAAUCUAUUGAAUUUAAAUGGAAGGAUUAUUGCCCUGUAGUUUUCAGGACUUUGAGGAAGCUGUUCAAGGUAGAUCCAGCUGAUUAUAUGAUAUCUAUCUGUGGGAAUGAUGCUCUUCGGGAACUAUCCUCUCCUGGUAAAAGUGGUAGCUUCUUUUACUUAACUAAUGACGAUCGUUACAUGAUAAAGACAAUGAAGAAGGCAGAAGUAAAAGUGCUCUUAAGAAUGCUUUCAGCCUACUACAAUCAUGUUCGGGCAUUCGAGAACACUUUGGUGAUCAAGUAUUAUGGUCUGCAUUGUGUAAAACUGACUGGUGCAGCUCAGAAGAAGGUACGGUUUGUCAUAAUGGGAAACCUUUUACGUUCUGAAUACACCAUUCAUAGGCGCUUUGACUUGAAAGGGUCUUCCCUUGGCCGGAUAACAGUUAAGCCAGAGUGUGAUAUUGAUGAUACCACUAUACUUAAAGAUCUUGAUCUUAAUUUCAUAUUCAGAUUACAGAAGACAUGGUUUCAAGAGUUUUCUAGGCAAGUAGAUAGAGACUGUGAGUUUCUUGAACAGGAGAGAAUUAUGGACUAUAGUCUUUUGAUUGGUCUUCACUUUAGAGAAAUAUCAGCUAAUGGGGAGAUUGUUCCCCGUGCACCACAUACACAAUCUGGAAGUACUGAUAAUGUGGCAAGCCCCCAUAUUACUAGAGCAGACAUGGAUCAGCUUCUUCUUAAUCCUGAGAGGUGGUCUAGUAUAAAAUUGGGUAUUAACAUGCCAGCACAUGCAGAAAGAACUGUGAGAAGAACCGACUGUGAAUUUCAGCUGGUAGGAGAACCAACCGGAGAGUAUUAUGAAGUUAUUAUUUUCUUUGGCAUCAUAGACAUACUUCAAGACUAUGAUAUCACCAAGAAGCUUGAGCAUGCGUACAAAUCCAUUCAUUAUGACCCAACAUCCAUAUCAGCUGUGGAUCCAAAGCAAUACUCAAAACGCUUCCGAGAUUUCACAUUUAAGAUCUUUGCAGAAGAUAGUUGAAGAAUCAACUUAAGCUGGAGCAACAGAUCCAUUUUUUAACUAGGACAUGCCUCCAACUUGAAUCACCCUAAGGAGGAUCAAGAGGGGGUAGCAAUAGAUCUGAACAUUCAAAUGGUUUGAAUUGAUUGAUAUUUAUGGUCUCCCUUCAUUCGUAUGAUGAUUUAUAAAGUUAUAUAUCAUAUAAAUUUUUUUAUAGACAAGUGAUGGAGGAAAUUUUCUUAGGGAUUUUUGGUAUUUGUUCCAGUUCAAUUGUAUAUAGAGAGGAUGGUACUGGAUCAAUCACACUUGU
Rubroshorea leprosula is the source of this 2797-nucleotide messenger RNA. NCBI's taxonomy places the organism in Eukaryota, Viridiplantae, Streptophyta, Magnoliopsida, Malvales, Dipterocarpaceae. The record is from the annotation of a GenBank genome assembly.